Molecule: messenger RNA, 2809 nt
Organism: Girardinichthys multiradiatus
Lineage: Eukaryota; Metazoa; Chordata; Actinopteri; Cyprinodontiformes; Goodeidae
Gene: sh3bp5la
Product: SH3-binding domain protein 5-like, a
Exons: 6
Coding region: 556-1860 (434 amino acids)
Biological process (GO): intracellular signal transduction; negative regulation of protein tyrosine kinase activity
Cellular component (GO): cytoplasm
Molecular function (GO): protein kinase inhibitor activity
Source: RefSeq, a predicted model, not a curated record
UCAAGCGCCUUGAGGUCUGAACUGUUUACUUCAUCUGUGAUGAUGAAGCGAGGAAGAAGCGGCUAGCUGGCCUAGCUCCGGAGUGGAGGAGUCGAUAAGAGAUGGAGGAAAGGGGCGCUCGAAGAUGGUUUAUAUUGAUAAACCUCUGUAUGGUUUACACCUGACAGCAGCUGUCGUUUCUCACCUGUUCGCUGGAAAACUGCUAUUACGCGGUUAGCUGCAGCUGCUAGCAUAUUAACAUGCUAGGCUAAUUUCCUCAGGUUUCUAUAGAGUAGGCUAAACUACGCUAGGCUAGGCUAGGCUAAACUACGCUAGGCUAGGCUAAACUAAGCUAAGCUAGGCUAAACUAAGCUAGGCUAAAUUAAACUAAGGAAUCUGCAACGGCUCGGGUUUCUGUGCAAAAUGAAAAUGGCCGCUGCUUUAAACUCCUGUGUCUCCGCGGCUGGGAUCAGUUUGUGAUUUCCCACUCUUUACCCUUCAGUCGCUGCUGGUUGGACAGUGUUGGUCGCAGGGCGCAAAACCAGUUCGUAGAUCCCCGUUUGGUCGGGGCCUGGAAUGGAGCCAGGCGACUUGCGAGAAAGCCCCGCGGGCUCCGGCGAGUCGGAUGUGGGGGACUGGAGGGAGGUUAUUCCCGGCGGUGACGAGGAGGAGGAUUCUGACGCGAAUGCUGCCAAAAUGAACGCGACAAAAGCAGAGAAUGCUCUCAGAGACGCCCACGAUGAAAGAGACGUCGGAGAGCACCUCCACAGUCCGUAUGAAGAGGAGCUGGACCCCCGGAUUCAGGAAGAGUUGGAGCACCUGAAUGAAGCCAGCGCAGAAAUCAACAGAGUAGAACUGGAACUGGAUGAUGCCAGGUCUGCGUACAGGAAGAUCCUCACCGAGUCUGCCAGGAAGCUGAACGCUCAGAGCUCUCAGCUCGGCAGCUGUAUUGAAAAAGCAAGACCGUACUAUGAAGCUCGGCGCCUUGCAAAGGAGGCUCAGCAGGAGACCCAGAAGGCAGCUCUGAGCUAUGAGCGGGCCGUUUCUAUGCAUACUGCUGCCAGGGAGAUGGUGUACGUGGCAGAACAAGGCCUGAUGGCUGAUGGAAAGAACACACUGGAUCCCACCUGGCAGGAGAUGCUCAACCACGCCACCUCCAAGGUAAAUGAAGCAGAGGAGGAACGAAUCCGCAGCGAGAGGGAACACAUGCGUGUUACACAUGCCUGUCAGGAGGCCGAGGCCCGGGUCCAGACUCUGCAGAAGUCCCUGAAGAGGGUCAUCUUGAAGUCCAAACCAUACUUUGAGCUCAAGUCACAGCUCAACCACAUUCUGGAGGAGCACAAAACCAAGGUUCUGCAGCUGGAACAGAACGUCUCCAAAGUAAAGACGUGCUACUCCAUCGCUCUGAGGAACCUGGAGCAGAUCAGCGAACAGAUCCACGCUCAGAGGGAGAGAGACCCGGCCGAGGAGGGAAUUCCCACCGGCUGCAGCGGGCGGAGCCCCCCUGUCGGAGCAGAGUCCGAUGCCAGAGUUCAGGAGGAAGACGGAGCCUGCGGCGUUGGUGCGGUCGGGAAGGAUCGACUGGAUACAGCCUUGGAUCUAGUGGACCAGUACAAGGAGAUGGAAAACGGAAAGGAGAGGGAGCGAGCCGGCUCGGAUUCCCUCUCCGUCUUCAGCCUGCAGACCAUCGCUUCCGACCUGGAGAAAUACGACUCAGUGGAGCAUCUCGGCGACCUCAGCGAUGUCGGGAGCGUAACUGGAGAUGAAGGGGAGAAAGAGAAAGUAGGUGGGAAAAAUAAAAGGGACAAGUUGAUGGAAACGAGCUACAAAGAUCGGCAGCAGCAGUUCUCCAAGCAGCACCACAGAAGCUUCAGCUUGUGAGGUCGAAGAUCGAAAGUAAAGUGGUUACACAGCAAGAACAAGCUGAAAACGCAAAACGUGAUUUCUAGAAAUGUAAAAUAUAAAUCUGUACAUGUAGUUUGAGCUUACACUGACAUAAUUAACACUGCAGCCUGGUUAGAACACUACCGUCUUCACGAGAACCCUGAAGGUAGAACUGUUCCUUUAGCAUGAAGGAACGAACAGAGAACUUAAAAAAGUCCGUGUUUGUUUUAGUUUCUCAGACUAAUCUCUGACCUGAUCUACAGAGACGCCUGGAAACCGUUGUUUCCCCUGCUGUCACAUCAGGCUGGAUCAGGUGUGAGAUAAACGGGUCACACGGCUUCCGCAGAACCUCAUAAAAUCAGGAAAAACAUGACAAAAAUGUUUCUAUGGCUGCGCAGACUGGAAGCACGCUUAAUUCUGCGGUUAUUUCCCGUUCCACGCAGAACGGAGCUGUUUGCAGCUGCAGAGGAGGCGUUUUUUGAGUGUUCCUGAAGCCAGUCUGAGGACGGCGUGCGCUACACGUGUUUAACAUGUUUUAGACAAAGAAGCCGCUUGGCUGUGAUGCUUUUUAUUUAAAGUGUGUAAAGGCUUCAUAUUUGUUAUUUAAAUAUUGUUUGCGUCUAUUUUUGUUUGCCUUAAAAAAACUAAAGCUCCUGUCGUGACUUGAUGUGUGCCUUGACACUUUAAAACUUUACUGGAUUUGGUUCCACAUGUUCAGAACGAACCAGAACUUUGACAAAAAAAAUGGAACAAGAAUUCAAAUGUUACUUUUGACACAAAUAUCUAAAAAGAAAACCGUAGUAACACGGCUUGUACAUGUUUGUAAUUAUUUAAGAUGAAUAUUUAAAUGUUGAGUUUUGAUGUAUUUAAAUCUCACACCAACAUCUGUAAACUCUCUGUUGCAUCAUCAGGCUUGGAAUCAAUAAAUCUGAUCUUUGCUUCUGAA